This is a messenger RNA of Rhodotorula graminis WP1, 1590 nucleotides long. RefSeq lists its product as uncharacterized. Lineage: Eukaryota; Fungi; Basidiomycota; Microbotryomycetes; Sporidiobolales; Sporidiobolaceae. The transcript has a single exon. The annotation marks the transcript as partial. The record is from RefSeq and is a predicted model, not a curated record.
CUCGCCCGCGCCUUCCGCAACAGGCUCGCCCUCGCGUCGUACAAGGCCUCGCGCGGCUGGCACGACGUCGGCCUCGACACGAUCGAGCCGCACCUCGAGCAGGAGGCUCAGCGCCGCAGCCAGGGCCCUGUCGCCGCUGCUCCUGCCGCCCAGCACUACCCGUCGCAGCCCCUCGCGCACCAGGCCUACGCGCCGCAGCCCCACCAGCCCGUCUACCAGCAGCAGCAGCAGCAGCACGAGCACACGCCCCAGUACGACAUGCAUGCCGUCCUCGGCGCGCCCUCGCCAUCGUCGCACCCGCACAAGCGCGCCCGCCUCGACGACCCGUACCAGCACGCGCGCUCGCGCCCUGCGCCCCAGCAGCAGCAGCAGCAGCAGCAGGCCGACAUGUACAGCGCGCACAGCGUGUACGCCCCGCCGCCACAGCCGGUGCACACCGUGUCGCCGUACUCGACCGCGAGCGUGUACCACCGCGAGCCCGCCGGCUCUUCGUCCUCGCGCCCGCCGUUCGCGCCCCAGCCCGACCUCGCCGCGCCCUCGACGGCGCCUCCCGCCGCCGCAGCAAGGAAGCAGCGCGCCUCGGCGAGCGCAGCGCCCGCGGCGGGUGCAGCGUCGCCCUCGUCGCGCGCCGGCUCGUCGCGUCCGCGCCGCGUCCCGUCCCGGCGCUCGUCGCCCGCGAAAGGGCCGGGCAGCAGGCCGGGCGAGGCCCUGUCGAGCUCGGACCCGACCUUCUCGAGCUUUGUCGACGCGGCGACGGCGCUCACGGGCAUGGCGAGGGCGCCGAGCGACCCGUCGAGCCAGGGCAGCGGGAGCGACGAGGGUGGCGCCGGCGGUGGAUCCCGGUCGGCGGCGGCGAGGGGCAUGGACGUCGACGGGCACGGGCAGGGUGCGGACGACAGGGGCGAGGUCGAGGACGGCGGCAGGAGGGCGCCGUUCGCUCGUCCGGCGACGCCCGAGCGGCAGAUUGUCAAGCUCGACGGCGUCGGUGCGCCGGGCGGUGGCAGCGCCGGCGCCAACGACAGCGGCACGGCCGAGGGCGCCGCUGAGCUCAUGCUGUACCUCGCCGCGUCGCCGUCGCCCGUCCAGAGCCGCAAGGCGCCACCGACGACGCUCGGCGACGGCUCGGGCAUCAAGGGCCGGCGGCUCUUCUCGGGCAUGGGCAUGGACGCAGGCGACGACGCGUCGUCGGCGGCAGGAGCAGGCGGCUCUGGGCAGGACCCGGGCAGCAUCUUUGGCGGCGAGCUCGGCGGCGCGCACCCUGCCGGGGCGCUCGAUGCGCCCUUUGCGACGUCGUCGACCGCGCCCACCUCGUCGACGACGGCACCGUCAUCUGCGCCCCUCGAGCCCGUCAAGAGCGGCGGCGCGACGAGCGGCCCGAGCGGCGUCUUUGGCGGCGGCCCGAGCGGCCCUGCGACGCCCGGCCGGCAGCGCCAGCCGAGCCUCGGCGGCGCCGCGAGCUGGGAGCUCUUCAUCAACGCGAGCCCGAGCCCGAAGCGCGGCGGGGCGAGCGGCGGUGCGGGUGCGGCGGCGGGCGCGGGCAUGGCCUCGACGAGGGGCGCGAGCCCGCCGCAUGCCGCCAUCGGCGCGUGA